This is a messenger RNA of Chironomus riparius, 1134 nucleotides long. The record is from the annotation of a GenBank genome assembly. Lineage: Eukaryota; Metazoa; Arthropoda; Insecta; Diptera; Chironomidae.
UUUUUAUAGUGAAAGUAGUAGUUAAUUUGUGUUUAAAAGUAGUGCAUCAUGGGACAGCAUGUCUCGAGAACGGAUUUUGAGUGGGCGUACGACGAUGAGCCGCAUAAAUCAAGAAGAACUGAAAUUUUGAAGAAGUAUCCAGAAAUUAAACAGUUAUUCGGCUACGAUCCAAAUUUCAAGUGGAUAUGUACGGCUUUGGUCUUUGGUCAAAUAGCAUCAUUAUAUUUCCUGCAAGACAAGUCGUGGCCUGUGUUAAUAGCUACUGCUUAUUUCUUUGGAGGAGUUAUAAAUCAUUCCCUAAGUUUAGCUGUGCAUGAAAUCUCACAUAAUGCAAGUUUUGGAAAUUCACGACCUAUGGCAAAUCGCAUGUUUGGAUUCUUUGUAAAUCUACCGCUCGGCGUUCCGAUGUCAAUAUCAUUUAAAAAGUAUCAUUUAGAGCAUCAUCGAUAUCAAGGCGAUGAAGUUAUUGAUACCGACUUACCAACAUUAUUUGAGGCAAAACUUUUUUGUACAACAUUAGGAAAAUUCUGUUGGGUUGUGCUACAGCCUAUGUUCUAUCUAUUUCGACCAUUGAUUGUUAAUCCCAAAGCUCCAGUUAAGCUAGAAGUUGUGAAUGCAAUCAUUCAGAUUAUCUUUGAUGCAAUUAUUAUUUAUACAUUUGGUUGGAAAAUGUUAGCUUAUCUUAUUAUUGGAACAUUAUUAGCUAUGGGAUUACAUCCUGUUGCCGGUCAUUUUAUCAGUGAGCAUUAUAUGUUCAAAAAAGGAUAUGAAACUUACUCAUAUUAUGGACCAUUAAACUGGAUUACAUUUAAUGUUGGAUAUCAUAAUGAACACCACGAUUUUCCAUCUGUUCCUGGGUCUCGAUUGCCGCUUGUCAAGAAAAUAGCUCCCGAAUUCUACGAUGAUUUACCUCAACAUCAUUCAUGGAUUAAAGUAAUUUAUGAUUUCAUUACGGAUCCAGAAAUCGGUCCUUAUGCUCGCGUAAAACGUAAGACUAAAGGUUUAGAUUCAUAAGAAUCUUGACUUCAUUCAACUUUACUAAUACACAUAUAAAACUAUUUUAUACACUAUAUGUGUAUCCUCAAAGACUUGAAUCUUAUCUAAUCAAAUAGAAGAAUUGAUAACGCUCAUUGA